AAGCCCUCCCACAUACCCAAUACCAAAGAACCGAUACUUUAGCACACUUCGAACAUGUCGAGCUCGGACCUUCUGAAAGGCGAGUUUGACGGGCUCAACUCGGAGCACUUUAACAUGAUGCAGUACUUAACUCAAGAUACUGACGAAGACGAUGGCUCAAUGGUGUCCCCUACGUCUUCAGCAGAUAGCAUGCAUCAAAAUCUAGGAGUUCAACAGCAACAGCAACAAAUGCUGCAAGCACAGCAACGACAAAACCAAAAUGGCAUUUUUCAGCCCCGUCGAUUCCCUGAAUCUCCAGCAAUGACGGAUCCUUGCGGAAAUGUCUCUUCAUCGUCAUCAUCAUCACAUCAUUCGGACCCAAUGUUCUCCCCAAAUGAAUUUAACGGAUACGCUGGAGCCAAUGAUAACGGAAAUCAAACAAUGAACAAUAUUCAAUCUCAACAACUCAGCCAGCAACAACAUCAGCAGACACGUGGCGGAAAUCUUAUGAUGCCCCAACAAUCAUCGAUUCACGCCCAAAUGCAAAACAUGAAUGCUCCACAAUUCUGGAGCCAACCGGGAACUGCUGCAGUCAAUCAACCUACAAACACCCUGGCUCAACUCAACCUUUUCAACAUUAUUCGUGGAGGAGCCGACAGUGGAAUGCCAAGCCCUGUUUUGGAGAUGCCACGUAAGAGAAGCCGACUUGACACCCCGUGUGAAACGCCAAGAAUCGCUCCAAGCUUUGCUGGUAUUGACGGAUUUCCAGAUGAGAAUUACAGUCAGCAACAGGCAAUCAGAUUCUCAAAGUUUCAAGAAGAACAGUGGAGUCCACUGUAUGACAUCAACGCUCAACCGCUACAACAACUUCAAGUACAUGUUGUUGCUGAUAAGGGAUUCAACUACAACUCAAAUGAUAAUUGCUUUGUGAACCAGAAGAAAAAUCAUUUCCAGAUCUCUGUAAACGUGGAAGCUUCCGAUACAAUGCCACCAAAGUACGUUAACUUCAACAACCGACUCGUUCCAAUUCGUGACUUCAAACUUUCGUUCUGUGGAGUUAAAGCUGAGAUGCCAUCGUCUGAAAUCACAAUUCGCCAAUCUCGAGCCGAUCGUAAACCACAUACACAUACUCCUGUGCUCUUUGAAAUUCAAGAACGAAGAAUGACAAAAGUUUGUGUACCACGUCUCCAUUUCUCUGAGACCACCCUUAACAACCAAAGAAAACAAAAGAAUCGUCCAAACCCGGAGCAAAAAUUCUUCCUUUUGGUUGUCAGGUUAUUUGCAAGCAUUGAUGAAUCUGAGCAUGGAGUUCUUAUUCAAUCAUACGCAUCUGAGAAGGUCAUCGUUAGAGCCACCAAUCCAGGAAGCUUCGAGCCACAAGAUACGGACAUUGGAUGGCAACGAAAUGGAGGAGCCCUGUAUACACAGGGAGCUGUCUCCGUCGGAACUGAACAUCAGGUUGAAAGUGCCAAGCUUACAGUAGCUGGGGACAUUUAUAUGAGUGGCCGAAUAAUCAAUCCAUCCGAUAUUCGACUCAAGGAAGCAAUUACUGAACGGGAAACUGCUGAAGCUAUUGAAAACCUUCUGAAACUCCGUGUUGUCGAUUACCGCUACAAACCAGAAGUCGCAGACAUCUGGGGACUUGAUGAGCAACAAAGACAUCGCACAGGACUGAUUGCACAAGAGCUUCAAGCUGUGCUUCCUGAUGCAGUACGAGAUAUUGGAGAUUAUUUGACAAUUGAUGAGGGACGAGUGUUCUACGAGACUGUAAUGGCAACUCAACAACUCUGCAGAAUGACCGGAGACUUGGACAGUAAGAUCGAUGAAAAAGUUGCCGAGAUUAGCAGACGAUUGAAUGAAUACGCAGUCCGAAAGAAGCUCGCUAGCUCAAUGGCAUCUAACCUCAACGGAGACAACAAGAGUCUCUCAUACUCAAGAUGCUCACUCACAUCAACUGCAACCAAUGCCACGUCACAACCAAAGAGAAGCAGGAAGCAUCGUGCCAUAAAACAGGCACAAUCCUGUGGAAGCCGACUUAGUCAAGGAACAGUUGUCACCUUGGUUUCCAUUAUGGCCGCUUGUCUUCUCGCCAUGUCAGCUCUUUAUGUCCUUGAUUGGCAUAACCGAAACUACGGAUAUCACCAACAUUUCGAAACGAACACACCAUCCACUAAAGGAGAACUCGCCAAUCUUGUCAUAUCACCAGCCAACUUCAUGCCCUCAUUCCAACCCGAUGCCCCUAUACUACUUGAAAAAUGCUUCAAUCCAUCUUGUAAAACAUAUUGUUGUACAGAUACGCCGCCCGUUGUAGAGGACAGUAGAGCCAUCGCUACACAUGGCCUCGACAAUGGCGAUGAAGUAUAUCCAGAGAGUCCAUCCAACAGAACCAAUGGCAUCGCACGUGCUCCAAACCUUGAGCACAUGGCUUUUGAAACUGGAGUUGAGAUUAGAAUCCCUGCACUGAAUGUGACACUUGACCAGCGUUACUGUGUGGAACGCAGUUGUAACAAACGAAAAGGAAUCUUCAAUGUCUUUGUGCCAGUGUCAAGAUAUAUGCCUGAUGUUGCUCUUGAAAUUGAAAUUAAAGCUCCAAUUUCAAAAGUCGUGAGCAACUGCGGAGCGUUCCCUUCAACAGAGUUCAACCACAAAGUUUGUCCGUUGAGCCGAACUCAACAAAGCGAAUCACCGGUACCAACUUCUACAAGACUAUUUGACAAUAUCUUCGAGUUAUCUAUGGGUUCCUUCAUCCAAUCAGCCUACCGGUUCCGAGUCGGCUACUCCACUGAAACCUGCUUCAGCGAGGAUUCAAAUGGAUCCUACGAGGAGUACAAUCUGAUCUUUUAUCGCAUGUGCACCCUAUCAUCUUCAUAAGCUAAUGCUUCAUAUAUCAUUUUUGUUUGCGCCAGUGGGCCGUUGCAAUUCUUUCAAACCUUCUUCCAAAAAAUCCCUCGCCCAGAAAUGUCUUUUCUCUUUUUCUCUGACUCUCUGUCUCUCUGUCUGACACUCAUUGAAAAUUGUUUUAUUAUAAUAUUAUUUCUUUACUUCUUCUCAUUCAAAUCUCAUCCACACCGUUCAGCAUUUUAUAUGAAACCACUUGUGUCCAACCAACAUGUAUCCCCCCGGUUACAAUCGUGUAUACUCUAAAAACCCCGUCGCCAACUUUUCAAAUUUUCAGCCCAGUUUUCUUCAUCCCCCAACUGUAUUUAUUUUCAAAUCUAUACCUCAUCUCCUCUCAUUUAUUCCCCCUUCUCUUGUCUCAUGGAUUCCAAACAGGCUCUCCCGAAUUGAUCAGCCAAUAUGUAAAAAUGUUGAGUAACCAGGACUUCUUCACUCAGAUACAACCAAUCUAUGUCGACGAAACACUUUUCUUGAAAUUUAUGUACUUUUUAAUGGAUUUUUUUUUCAAAAAUUCAAACAACAACACACACAAAGACCUCUAUGAAAAACUCUCCCUGAAUGAUAUCGAUAGGUACAUUUUUUCAUUUUUUUCCCAAAUACUUUAUUCUUUUUUCUAAAACUGCAAAAAAAAUCACGAAAAAAUAUUUAUUUCUUCAUUUGUUGAUCAGAAUCUUUUUUAACCUAUUCACUUUAAUCUUUUUAUGCCCCCGUCCCCGUACUCUGAAAUGUCGUUUCUUGUCCUUUCAUUUCACUAAUGAAUAAAAUAAUUUCAAUUUU
Messenger RNA from Caenorhabditis elegans, 3654 nucleotides. It is a transcript of the gene myrf-1, whose product is annotated as Myelin regulatory factor homolog 1, N-terminal. Gene Ontology annotation, biological process: regulation of DNA-templated transcription; protein autoprocessing. The record is from RefSeq and is marked reviewed. Gene Ontology annotation, cellular component: endoplasmic reticulum membrane; cytoplasm; nucleus. NCBI's taxonomy places the organism in Eukaryota, Metazoa, Nematoda, Chromadorea, Rhabditida, Rhabditidae. Gene Ontology annotation, molecular function: DNA-binding transcription factor activity; DNA binding. The coding region runs from base 55 to 2850 and encodes 931 amino acids. The transcript is spliced from 9 exons.